GGGACACAGACAGAAAAAGCAAACGGUAGAGGCUGAGAAAGACCACUGAAAAUCUUUGGAUCAUUUAUUAUUAGAAUACUAAAAGUAUAGGAGCAAGAAUAUCUGGAAAGAAAACAGAAUAAAUUAAUAAUUCAAGCGAACAAAGUCGAACUAAAUAUCAAAAGCUAAGGCAGUGAACUAAAACAGCUAAAGCAUAAAGGAAAAAGACAGAUUUUUGAGGCAAAAAGUAAGAUUUCAGCAAUAGCAAAGAGGCAAAGACAAGAACGUGGGGAAACAAAGGAACAGAAGAUAUUUCAGAGGACGUACGUGUUGUAAUGGAACAGGAACCACUGAGCUAUGAAGAAGCCAUUACAAGGGCAGCAGAUGCUAUUCAGCGAUUUCCUCUAAAAGAUGUUCAGGGUGUUCCUCUCAUGAGCACAAUUGCUGACAACUGGAAAUCCAUUUCAGAAUUCUGCCCUGACCCAUCAGACCUACUGAUCUCUACUUACCCUAAAGCAGGCACUACCUGGACUCAAGAGAUAGUGGAUCUUCUGCUAAACAAUGGAGAUGCUCAGGUGUGCAAGAGAGCACCAACAGCUGUCCGUAUUCCCUUUCUGGAAAUUUGUGCUCCUCCGCCCAUACCUUCAGGGCUUGAAUUGCUUAAACAGAUGAAACCACCUAGAGUCAUUAAAACUCACCUGCCCAUUCAACUAGUGCCUGUAGGAUUCUGGCAAAAUAAAUGCAAGGUCAUUUAUAUGGCACGGAAUGCGAAGGACAACCUUGUAAGUUACUUCCACUUUGAUCGUAUGAAUCUUACCCAGCCUGAGCCAGGACCUUGGGAUGGAUACAUCCACAAGUUCAUGAAAGGACAACUAGGUUGGGGCUCUUGGUAUGACCACGUAAAAGGUUACUGGAAGGAAUCCAAGGAAAGGAAUAUUCUCUACAUACUCUAUGAGGAUAUGAAAGAGAACCCUUCUAGAGAAAUUAAGAGGAUCAUGCACUAUUUGGACCUGUCUGUUUCUGAGGAUGUCAUAAAUAAGAUUGUGCAGCUGACAUCUUUCCAUGUCAUGAAGGACAAUCCAAUGGCUAACUACUCAUACAUCCCCAAAGCUGUGUUUGAUCAGUCCAUUUCUGCCUUCAUGAGAAAAGGAGAGGUUGGUGACUGGGUAAACCAUUUCACCCCAGCUCAGUCCAAGAUGUUUGAUGAAGACUAUACAAACCAGAUGAAAGAUGUGGACAUACCCUUCCGCUUAAACAUUUAAUCUCUAAAUAAUGUAUGCAGUAUUAAAAUAUAUUUAAUAUCACAAAAACACUGCUUUAUUUGACUGAUUAUAUAUACUAUGCAUGAAUUCAUACACAACAGAUGACUCAAUUUUCUGUAUUUCUGUAAAGGUUAGCCUUAUAUCAGAUGUCAAACAAUUUGCUUUCAGAUAUUUUAAUAUUAUUAAUUAUAGUUUGAUUAUUUGUAGUUUAGGAUUUUUAUAUAUAUUUUUGAAUUGUUGUCAUUUUUGGUCACAUAUUUGGCUAAUGUAAUAUAAUUUACAAUUUGUAACAUGUUUAGCAUGAUUUAAAACAAUAUUAAAAUGUUUUGGCAGAUA
Molecule: messenger RNA, 1577 nt
Organism: Danio rerio (zebrafish)
Lineage: Eukaryota; Metazoa; Chordata; Actinopteri; Cypriniformes; Danionidae
Gene: sult1st6
Product: sulfotransferase family 1, cytosolic sulfotransferase 6
Biological process (GO): xenobiotic metabolic process
Cellular component (GO): cytoplasm
Molecular function (GO): sulfotransferase activity
Source: RefSeq, marked provisional